CCCUAUAAGCAAAUGUAUUAAAUUUUCGAAACUCAAGACACAAUCAUAACCAAUGAGACCCUACUUGCCAAUCUUGCAUAAAUCAUUAUUUUUGCUCAGAUUUCUCCUUCAAAGCUGUGUUUUAGUCUCUAGGAAUCAAUGCAGGGCUCCAAGGAAUACAAGAAGCAAAGGCUUCAACUGAGAGGAUGCAGGGCCUUGUGUUGCAGCUGCAGGCUUAGUGUUUCAUCCUCAGAGGGAGCUGAGAGCUCGAACUCAGAACGGUUUGCGCCAAUAUCAAGCUUGGCACAUGCCAUGGUGCAAGAGAGACUAGAGCAGAUGAUUAGAGAAAGGCAAGGGGCUAGGCAUGAAGAGAGAAAGAAAGCAAGAGUUGGAGGGACUAAGUUCAUUGUAAUGAUGGCUAUGGAGAAGAGCUCUUAUGAUCCUAGAGAGGAUUUUAGAGAGUCCAUGGUUGAGAUGAUAAUGGCGAAUCGGAUUGAGGAACCAAAGGAUCUUCGUGGCCUCUUGAAUUGUUAUGUUUCGAUGAAUUCUGAUGAGUAUAGGGGAUUAUACUUGAGGUUUUUCACGAGAGAUGGAGAAGGAUCUAUAAAAAGAGUACCAACAUCGAACCGAUUUCAUCUUUCAAACUUGAGAUUGAUAGGGGUCAACGGAGAAGCUCUAAGCAUGGGUAUCUUUAUGCUUGAACAGCUUACUAGUCAUCCAAGAUGGGUUCCCCAGAUUGAAAAAUAUAGAUCUGAAUUUGUGAUAGCAAAGAUGGUGAUUGGGAAGAAUGCAAUUGAGUAUAUCACAAUUUUUGUCCACCUUUCCUUAUUAUGUAUCAUAAGGACUAUUGUUGCUGCAAACGCUGCCACCAUCAUUGCCGAGGAUUAA
This is a messenger RNA of Vitis riparia (riverbank grape), 867 nucleotides long. RefSeq lists its product as uncharacterized. The record is from RefSeq and is a predicted model, not a curated record. Gene Ontology annotation, biological process: negative regulation of DNA-templated transcription. The transcript is spliced from 3 exons. The coding region runs from base 139 to 867 and encodes 242 amino acids. Lineage: Eukaryota; Viridiplantae; Streptophyta; Magnoliopsida; Vitales; Vitaceae.